Molecule: messenger RNA, 1422 nt
Organism: Aureobasidium uvarum
Lineage: Eukaryota; Fungi; Ascomycota; Dothideomycetes; Dothideales; Saccotheciaceae
Source: the annotation of a GenBank genome assembly
AUGGGCAAGAACAAGAAGAAGAGAAAGGAUAACGCGCCUCAUGCAAGAAGGCCAGCGCCAAACGAGAGACGACAGGUCAUCUCCUACGAUGACAUCGAAGGAGAGGCAGCGCCGCCCAUUCCACGCCAAAAAGUCUCGUACGGCAGCGACUCGAACGACGAUGAUGAUCAGGUGCCCGACCAGCGACAUGCGGUUGUCUCUAAAGAGGCUCUGAAAGAACGCGAGCGACCGCAGACAGACGUCACCUAUGGUCAAAUAGGCGCCUUCCCAGGACUGGACCCACGCGACAAGGACCCCUUCUAUGGUUCUGCAAAUGACGGUCUUGAUUAUCUACGUAUGGUCAGAUCUGAAGCACGCGGGAUCCCGCACAUCGUUCGCGCUCCGCCNCCCAAUCCACUCCAGCCUGUCGACUACGAGGACGACGACUACGAAGAACAUGUUGACGAUUAUGACGGCUACUAUGAGGAGGACGAAGAGGAAGACGAUGAUCAAGAUGGCUGGUACGAAGACGGUGCUUAUGUGGCUCCUUCGAUCGCCGCCCCAGUCAUAGGUCCUGUCCAGCCAGGCAUGAAGCCACAAGACGCCUUUUACGACUCCCUCAAGACUCGCUUCGAAAUACUGCGUCACAAUCUGAGAGCAUCGCCGUCUGUCCAAGCCGUCCAGACUCUCGACGAUCAGCACCCAAUCUCUCUUCCUUUUGGCAAUAAGAUGGCCGACAAGGAUUGGAAGUACCACCUUCUAAACACGACUCCGCUUCCUGCUCAACUCGCGUCUCUCGAUUCUCCAUCUAUCCUUCGCUUGCUGAAGCUUGUUGAAGGUCAACUAGAGAACUGCCGCAAAACAAACAUUCCGCACAACCUCGGCUUAUGGGCCUGGUCGCUGUUGGCCAAACUGGACGAUGUUGGCUUGUUGCAGACUAGAGAGGUCAGCGUAGUUCGAGAUUUGGCAAAAAUGGCCAUCUGGGUACGUAUGAUGCAUCACAAAGUCAAGCACGGUAGGUCGAACGAUCCUGACUACAAACACCUCGACGACUAUCCACACGAGAAAGCCACACAGCAUGAAGAAGGCGUGAUUGUCGAUGCAGAUGAGGCAGAUGCUACCGAAGCUGGUGCGUCACCCACUGGACAAGUGGAGGCUGCAGUAGAAGCACAGAUCAAAGAGGAGAUCACAUUAGCACAGGAUGACCAAGGAGAUGCUCCUAAGGACAUGGGUUCCGAAGACCAACUUCUGGAUGCCAUUGCUGCUAAAAAGCGUGAGCUACAGACCGAAGCCAAAGUCAAAGAAGAGGAACAAAAGCAAGAGGAGUUCCCUGACACUAACACGUGUGUUACCAUUGACAUGCUUGUCACUGUGGCCAGCGAGUUCUAUGGUCAGAAGGAUCUUCUUGUCGGCCGCUUGCCGUGGGAGCAUCCCACCGAUUGA